AUGCUGUGUGAGAUGGACCCUCUAUUGGGCGCACCUGAGGAUCACUUGCGCAUGCUGGAAGAGAAGACCAUUGGCGGCGAACGCCCAAAAAUGUACAGAGCUGGGGAUUUUGUCGCAUACUAUGUACACGGCAUGCCACAGUCAGAGCUGGAGGAGUAUGGCAGAAUGCCCGAAAUCCUGAGCAUGGAGCCCAUCAAACCAUCCUACAGAAUGGCCGACCAGUGCGACAGUCAGAUGCUGCCAAGUGACGGUCUCGUGUGGAAUCUUGAGCACGUCUCCAAACGUACCAGGGCAGCCUUCAACGGCACAUACCUAUUUGGUCGAGCUCUCGCCAACGACGAUCCGAUGAUUGACCUGUACAUCAUUGACACAGGUGUAGACACCACAAACGUUGAUUUUGGGGGUCGGGCCGUGUUUGGGGCGGAUGUCACUGGAGAGGCUGCUCUAACAUCGCCACACGGUACAAACAGCGCAGGGCUUGCGGGGAGUACGAGUUAUGGGACGUCCAAGCAAGCGCGCAUCAUCAGCGUGAAGGCGCUGGCGGGGGCGGAUGGGCUGGGCAACACGCGGCUCACCAUGGACGCGCGGCAGUAUGUAGUCGACGACGUCCAACGCAACAGAAACGCGCGCAGCGGCAGGCAGACGGUGGCCAACAUGAGCCUGGGUGGGCCCAGGAGUGUGACGCUCAACCGCAUGGUCAAUGCGAUGGUGAAUGCACUCAACAUACACGUGGUGGUGAGCGCCGGCAACGAGAACCUGGACGCGUGCGAAGCCUCGCCGGCCAGUGCUGCCCUGGCCAUCACAGUCGGGGCCACCGAUGUCAGUGACCAGCGGGCCGGUUUCAGUAAUUUCGGGGCGUGUGUGGACUUGUUUGCACCCGGGGAGAAUUAG
Molecule: messenger RNA, 891 nt
Organism: Sphaeroforma arctica JP610
Lineage: Eukaryota; Ichthyosporea; Ichthyophonida
Exons: 3
Coding region: 1-891 (296 amino acids)
Biological process (GO): proteolysis
Molecular function (GO): serine-type endopeptidase activity
Source: RefSeq, a predicted model, not a curated record